Xiphophorus maculatus (southern platyfish) is the source of this 4779-nucleotide messenger RNA. RefSeq names its product B-cell receptor CD22-like. Bases 526 to 2589 code for a protein of 687 amino acids. The record is from RefSeq and is a predicted model, not a curated record. Lineage: Eukaryota; Metazoa; Chordata; Actinopteri; Cyprinodontiformes; Poeciliidae. The transcript has 11 exons.
CCUAUUUCCUUGUGCUACAACUCAAACAAACUUUUAUCCACGUCAAGUCAGAGCAAAACUAUUUCAGCUGCAUCAUGCUUUAUCCAAAAUGUUUCUCUGCUGAACCGUGUUUUAUUUUCUAUUUUCAACUUUCCAUUGAUAAGAUUUCUGCUUUUAAAAUCCUACACAAUUUGGGCCACAUAAAGAAUGAUUUUAGAGAAAUCCAUGUAAAAACAAAAAACAUUGUUCAACUAUAAAAACUGAACUUAAGGCAUUUUCUGUUUUCUCUACAUCAAUGUUGAAUUACACAGCAGAAUAUUUUUAGUGUUCCUGUUUUUCAACAGCGCAUCUGCUGCCAUCAUGUUCUGUCAUUAGCUGCUCACACCUUCAGAUGAUAAGAGGAAGGAAACUGAGCUCAUCGUCAACAACUUCUUUAUGCCAUUUGCAUAAAGUUCUGUGGGAAAAUAACUGCCUGUAACUUUGCUCUGCAGACUAAAGUAGAGUUUCUGCCUUUUUAGUUCAUUUAAAGAGAAGAAAGGAGCAGCUAUGAGUUUCUCAGCAGCGAUCCGUGGAGUUAUCGUCCUUCUCAUGGCAGCAGAUGUUUGUGGUCAGAAUGGUUGGGGAGUGACUUAUAGUCGUUCUUCCAUUUGUGCCCUAAAAGGAUCAACAGUGGAAAUGAGCUGCAAAUAUAUUUACCCAGACAAAUACGGCAACAUAAAAACUGUUAUAGAGAAAACAUUUUGGUUUACAAAAGUGAUUAAUGGAGAUUUUGUGGAUCUGAAAGAUGACACAGAUUAUUCAGUUCGUGUGGAAUACAAUUGCACAACGACUUUCUGCUCUCUGAAGAUCUUUAAUGUGAGUCAAACUGACUCACAAGAGUACAAGUUCAGGUUCAUAACAAACCAACAAGGUGGAAAAUACAUGGGUUCACCUGGAGUCUCUUUAUUCGUCAGAGAUCUACAGGUGAAGGUAAACAGAUUAAAUGAUCCAAUCAGGAUCCAGCUGACAUGUCACACUGACUGUCAGCUGGGUCCUCCAGUUUCCUACGUCUGGUUGGAGGAUGGGAAAGCAAACAAAGAAAAUAACAAUAAUUUGGUCCUGUCCUCAUUUAAUACCACACACAGAUAUCAGUGUGCAAUAAGAGGACAUGAGGAUGUUCCAUCUCCUGCAGUGUAUGCUCCACAGACCACCGUUCUGUCAGUGACCCCCUCAGAAACUGUUGAAGGCUCUAAAGUGACUCUGACCUGCAGCAGUGAUGCUAAUCCAGCAGCUAAAUACAACAUUUACAGGGUGAAUGAAGAUCAACAUGGUCAACUUGUCAGCACAGAAAUACAACCAGUCUUCAGCUCCAUCCAGGUCUCUGAUUCUGGGAGGUAUUACUGUGCAGCUGGAAAUGACCUUGGGAGCCGGACGUCUCCAAGUAUCGAUAUUAAUGUGAAAUACGGUCCAAAGAACUGUUCUGUGUCAGUGAACCCCUCUGGAGCAGUAGAGGAGGGAAACCCAGUGACUCUGACCUGUACUAGUGAUGCUAACCCAGCAGCUAACUACACCUGGUACAAGGAGAAUAAAAUCAUUGCUAAUGGGUCUGAGGUUUUUCAUGUCCUCGCUGUCGGCUCUGAGCACAGAGGAAGCUACUCUUGCAAGGCUCAGAACCUGCAUGGAGAAUGUAACUCUUCAUCUCGGUUUCUUGAUGUUCUCUAUGCCCCAAACGUCUCUGUGUCCAUAACUCCUUCAGGAGAGAUCAAGGAGGGAAACCCAGUGAUUCUGACCUGCAGCAGUAAUGCUAAUCCAGCAGCUAACUACACCUGGUACAAGGAAAAAGACAACAAACUCCUGGAAUCAAAUAAAAAUCUUAUCUUUGACUCCAUCAAGUCGAUGGAUUCUGGGCAAUAUUACUGUACAGCCAUAAACAAGAUGGGACAAAACAACUCAAUAGUCAAUGUUGAUGUUAAAUAUGCUCCCAGAUCUCCUUCAGUGUCUCAGAGUCCGUCUGGUGACAUCGUGGUGGGUAGCUCCGUGACUCUGACAUGUAGCAGUGAUGCUAACCCAGCAGCUAACUACACCUGGUACAAGGAGGGAGAGAAGGCACAAAAAGCUUCAGGAGAACGCUUCAACAUCACCAACAUACAAAAUGAACACAGUGGGAACUAUUACUGUAAAGUCCAGAACAAGAUAGGACAUCAUAACACCUCUGUAUCUGUGACUGUUGUGGCAGGGCAAUCAAAGAUAAUAGUCUUUGGGACUGUUGCUUCUAUUUUGCUGAUCAUGAUUUUUCUCCUUGUCUUCUUAAUAUCGAGAAAGUGGAGAACAUCAACACCACCGCCUAAGCCUGGAGGAAACCCCAACAACAUUGAGCAGAACCAAAACAGCCUGUCGAAGUCGCAGGAAGACCUUCAGUACGCCAGCAUCCGGUUCCUGAGGAAGCAGAGAGCUCCUGUGUAUGAAAACUUUCAACCUGGUAAAACCGGCACAGCUGAUCUGGAGGAAGAGGGCGAGCAGAACGUAGAGUACGCUACUGUCAAGUUUGGCCAGAGAACUGAAAACCCAGAACCCGAAGAUGAUUCAAAUGCUUUAUACAGCGUAGUAAAUAAACGUAAACCGGGUAAAUAAUAUCUAUUGCUGUACAAACAUACUUGUGGUCAUAAGGUUGUUCUUUUUUCAUUAUAAUUACCUGCAGCUUAUCAAUCAGCCUCCAGGUAAACAUUAGGAUGGACCAAAAUGCCCAGAGAAUGGACUUUCUGCUUUGAACUUCCCUUUUACACAUAUUGUCAUUAUUAUUAUUAUUAUUAUUGCUGGGAAAGAGGACAAUUCAACAAAUGUUUCAAAUGAAACAAAAAGUGUAACAUCAUAUAUAUAGAGAAGACAUCAUCUGGAACUGCAUCACAACUGGAAACAGGAAACAAAUUGUUUUGACAAAAAAAAGACCUUUCAAUUGGGAACUGGAUGAAAAAAAUAUAUUAAUGAGUGAAUUCUCAAACUUUCCCAAAAAGGAGGAAACGUUGGUGAGAGAUACGAGGCAAUGACAGGAAGUGGAUGGAUUCGCCUCACCCACAGAAACAGUCUUUCUGUUGCAAACUCCUUUUUCCCCAGAACCAUUUCACAGUUAUUUCUGCAUAACACCUCAGCUGUAUGAUGAAUCCUGCCUGUAACAACAACAGGUUUGAGAGUAAGAGCAUUGCACCAGCUCUAGAAGUCAACAGUCAAAAGUCACACCAUUAACGCUAUCAGUACACUAUCUGUACUGAUAGCGUUAGUGUGAUGCUCGAGAGGACAGUGACAAAUGUCAGACCGUCAGCUCCUGAAACCACACACACACACACACACACACACACACACACGCACACACACACACACACGCACACACCCAAACUUGCCCUGUCGGACCGUGCACAAAGUAUAAGACUUGUGGGGUCCAAAUGUCUUAAUACCGUGGGAGUUUUAAGGUGACCACAGGUGUGUUUUUGAAACUAAUGGGGGAGAAAAUUCAUUGUUUUAUCAGCAAUAUGUGUUUUUUAUUCAUAAAAAAAGUGAUGACUUACUGAUGCCAAAUGAACAACAGGUUGUACAUAAAUAAUCAUUUUAACUUCCGUUACAUGUGUACAGUUUGCUUGAAGUAACAAAAACUACUAUCAUAAUAAAAUGAACUGUACUGUGUAUGCUAGCUGCAGCUGUAUUAAUGUGUUGAUAGCCACAUCAUUGAAGCCCAAAUACAUGCGCUUGUGUUAAAAAAAGACUGAUUGUGUGAUCAAAUGUGAGACUUUCAGUUGCUUCCGUUCACUGAUGGAAUAUCUUACCAAGUCAUUGCACAAGUAUAAAACCCGAUCUGAAGCAGAUAUCAUGUCUACAAGAAUUGAAGCUUUUUAUAUUUUUUAUUACAGUUUUUGUCACAAACUGUUGAUUGUAACUGAGAAGAUUUGAUACCGGAGUCCGUAAGUCGGGUGCCGGUUUGUUACGUCUCAACGAAACUGCUGUUAUAGAUUUGUACCAACUUCCCCUUUCUUCUCUGGAUUAAACCACAUAAAUCUUCAUUAUAUAAGUUGGGGUCUUUGUUAUCACUGCCUUCUUCCUUUGUGGCCGUCGCUUUAUGCACCAGUGACUGUGUGCUGUGAUCUGUAAACGCUGACAUCAUUUCACAGCUGCAUUGCGUUUUUUUUCUUUUUUUCUCUCUCUCUUUUAAACAUUUUGCUUAUUGGAGACAUGGAACUGAAUUUAACUAGCGUGACUCACACGCCUGAACUCAUCUGAAAAAGGAAACGCUUCACUAUUGGUAAAUGAUGCCAGCAACGUUCUUGUUUAAACAAUCAGGAUGUGUUUUUCUCUAAUGACCAAAUAAGGCCACCAGCUAAAGUUUGUGUAGAGUACAUCACUUUAACAAUUUUGACUUUACCGCCAUCUUGGCCACAAUGCAAAUUAACAGGAAGGAACUUUGCUCUGAAAUCCACAGCACUUCGUCUGUCUCACUUAGCCUGACCAUAAACCAUUUUAAAACAUCCUCUUUUGCAAGUACAUUUAGAGUUAUUGUACACAUGACAUAUCUGUUGAUUUCACACUCACUAAAUCAAACUACAGAAAUAAAGGAAGUUGUUCAGUUCUCAAAAAACUGGAAGUAGUGUUACAGUUGUACGUGUAUUUUUAAUGUUCCAUAUUUAGAGUACAUGUCAGCACGAAGUGAUUUGCGCUAAUACACAAUACAUCUUUUCUGUAUUUGAGCACAGAUCAUGAAUUCAGUUUAAGCGGUUUUUUUUCAUUGUUCCAUUUUCUUAAUAUUUACUGACCUAAGAAUAAAUACAGUAAUGUUUU